Molecule: messenger RNA, 365 nt
Organism: Paramecium pentaurelia
Lineage: Eukaryota; Ciliophora; Oligohymenophorea; Peniculida; Parameciidae
Source: the annotation of a GenBank genome assembly
AUGAAUCAACCUGGAAAAGGGAUUGUAAUGAGAGAAAAAGCCAAUUAAUAGCAACUUAUAUUUAGAUCUAUUGGAUAAUUCAGAUUAAGAGAAGAGGAAAAAUGCAAAAAAUUAAUUUAUUUUAAUUGCAAAAAGUUAAUAUAAUCAAUAAUUUUAAUAGACUAUGCAUUAAAUGAUGAAAAGAAAUAUCAAUUAGCAAUUGAGUAAUGUGAAAAGGUUUUGAUAGAAGAACCUUCACAUCUCCAUGCUUAGUAUAGAAAAAGUAAUCAUUUAUUUUUUUAAUAGGCUUUUCUUUCAAAUUAAAUAGGAAAUUAAAAUAUUAUGAACAUUAAUAAGAGAUUUAAUGCAUUGAUAAAGCCUCAUGA